UGUUCUCAGAUUAAACUUAAAAGUCUCCCAAAAUGGUUAAAUCUGCAACUGUUGAAGUCCCGAUGCAAGUAUACUCCAAGCUUCUUAAGAAUUGAUGUAGCAUCAGCAAGAACUUAAAAUAACAGAUUUUUAGCUUUAUCUUCUUUCCUAGCAAGAAUAGGAAAAUAAAUAAAGUAUAAAUAUUGGUUUUUUCCUUCGCAUUCUUCCUCAAAUUUUACUUACUUUUACAUGAUCAAACCCGUACAUAUUCUUCUAUGUCACUGCUUAUGUAAACCUUUUUCUUUUUCUUUUUUAUUUUUUUUUUCUUUUUUUGAGGGAGAAAUGCUUUUGUAAACUUGUACUAAAUCCUUCCACAUAUGAACCAUCAAACCCAUGAUCCUUUUUGGAAGAUGUAUCAUCAUGAACCUUAACUUCCUCAAUGGAGCUCCCAAUGGCCUAAAACAGCAAUAUAUUUUUUGUUUGAUUAAAAGUUAGAGUGAACAAAGUAAGAGGAUUCAAUGCGCCGGUUUAGGCUUUUCAGAGGGAAAUUGGAAGGUCCUUGGUGGAUAAAUAAUGGUGUAGGAGCAGCAGCAAUUGGAGUUGUUUUGAUUGCUACUUCGUUACUUGUUGGUCCGUCAUGGGGUUGUCACAUUCCAGCAAUCUACAACUUUGGCGAUUCAAACUCAGAUACAGGCAGUGUCUCAGCAGCAUUUCGUCGGCUACCCCCUCCAUAUGGUGAGACUUUCUUUGGUAAACCUUCUGGUCGGUAUUCUGAUGGGCGUCUAAUCAUUGACUUUAUAGCUGAGAAGUUGGGGCUUCCCUUCUUGAGUGCAUAUCUUGAUUCUAUAGAACCAAACUUUAGACAUGGAGCAAAUUUUGGUGCAAGUGGGUCUACAAUCCAGCAAACUGAUGCCAAAUUAUUUGGGGCAGGUUUUAACCCCUUAUCUCUCAAUAUACAGCUUUUGCAGUUUGAACAAUUUAAAGACCGUACCAAGGAGCCAUUCAACCAAGCUAAAAGUUCUUGGAUUAAAAAUAACCUCCCAAGGCCAGAGGAAUUCUCAAAGGCCCUUUACACAUUGGACUGUGGACAAAAUGAUCUUCAUUUUGGACUUGUACAAACUACAGAGGAGCAAGUGCGAGCAUCCAUCCCCAAUAUAAUUGAUAUGUUUGCUGUGGCUGUAAAGAAACUCUACCAUGAAGGAGCAAGAACAUUUUGGAUACAUAAUACCGGUCCCAUUGGUUGCUUGCCUUUUUUUGCUGUAUGGAAUCGUCCAAAACAUUUUAAGUCUGAUCAAAACGGCUGCAUAAAGUCUUACAAUCAGUUGGCUCAAGAGUUCAACAAGCAGCUUAAGGACAAAGUCUUCCAACUGAGGACCAAACUCCACCAUGCAGUGCUCAUCUAUGUUGAUAUCUACACAGCCAAGUACACUCUAAUCAGUGAGGCAGAGAAACAAGGUUUUGUUAGUCCUCUUGGGUAUUGUUGUGGGCAUUUAGGUGUAGCUGAAUGUUGGCAAACAUCAAUAGUAAAUGGAACUGAAGUUUUUGCGGCUUCUUGCAGUGAUCCUUCAAAACACAUAAGCUGGGAUGGCGCACAUUAUACUGAAGCUGCAAACAAAUGGGUAGCUAACCACAUUGUGGACGGCUCACUCUCAGAUCCCCCAAUUCCCCUGAGAAAAUCAUGUCAUAGUUCUCCCUAGCUGAAGUAUGUCACAACCAAGUUAUAGCAUGUGUUAUAGCUCAAAGAUGGUGUCAUUUCUUUUUUCUUGGUGGGAAUCAAGGGAUAAGCAAAGAUGAAAUGGAUAAGUAAGCAAAGAUAAGCAAAGAUGAAAGGACAAGUUCUAGUCAGGACUCAGGUAAGCAAAGAUGAAAUGGAUAAGUAACUGCACAUCAAACAAGCUUUGGAAGACCUGCAACUGCAAGUAUAAAGUUACUCAAAGCUUAGAGACCCUCUUAUAUUAUUAUUAGCCUACACUACGCCCUUUCAAACCUCUUAAGCAUUAGUUACAGAAGUUGUAGUCACAUUCCAUGGUAUGUGCAACAAGGAUUGAUUUUCUUA
Molecule: messenger RNA, 2035 nt
Organism: Quercus lobata
Lineage: Eukaryota; Viridiplantae; Streptophyta; Magnoliopsida; Fagales; Fagaceae
Product: GDSL esterase/lipase At5g14450-like
Exons: 6
Coding region: 498-1676 (392 amino acids)
Molecular function (GO): hydrolase activity, acting on ester bonds
Source: RefSeq, a predicted model, not a curated record